CGGCCCUGGCCCAUGGCGGCGUCAGCGGCCCUGUCCGCAGCGGCGGCGGCGGCGGCCCUGUCGGGCCUGGCGGUGCGGCUGUCGCGCUCGGCAGCGGCCCGCGGCUCGUACGGCGCCUUCUGCAAGGGGCUCACGCGCACGCUGAUCACCUUCUUCGACCUGGCCUGGCGGCUGCGCAUGAACUUCCCCUACUUCUACAUCGUGGCCUCGGUGAUGCUCAACGUCCGCCUGCAGGUGCGGAUCGAGUGAGCAUCCGCGGCAACCUCAGCCCGGCCGCGACGGCAGGGGCACCAGCAUGAAGGACCGCGGGGCCCGCGGCCGCCGGCACUCCGCGGGGGAAGGAGGAGGGGCGGCCCGCGCCCCAGGGCCCUAGAUCUGCGCGGAGGACCGAGCCCCGUGCCCCCGCUCCUGCCACCCUUGACGCGGCCAGUGCUGAACUGCACAGAAGCUCGUGAAACGGGCCCUUUCCAUCGAACUCGAGAAAAUUAUUUGCCUGCGGCCGACCUGUUGCCUCACCUUGGCCGAAGCGGGGAGCAGAAGGAAGAAAUUCUGCAGCAGGUACCUGAAGGACUGGCCCUGACCAAAGCGGCUGGCCCCCUGCCCAGGAUCGCAUGGGAGAGGCUCCUCUGGAUGGGCCGGCAUUGGUCCUGGAGGGCCUGGCUGCGCUGCUGACUGGCGCACCCGGAGCAGUGCAGAGGGGAGCCGGGAGAGACCCUGGCCCUCACCCCCCACCCGGUCCCACAUCUGCUCGGGCACUGGUUGCUCGUGGUCCACGACGUACUCAGAGUUCCUGGGACGGAGAACCACAGCAGCCUGGUUGCCCCUCCCCCGCCCCGGGACCGAGUGGCCGAGCCUCACCACGUGCCCCCCUCAGCCGCCCAGCUGGAGCCCGGGUCCUGUGGCCGCACAGGCUGCUGUCCACCCCAGCCUGAGAGCCGAUGAAGAUCCCAGGGCCUGAGGCUGCACCCAGGCCACCACGUGCCCCUCGCAGAUGCCACAGACGGGGCCUGAAGGCUUCCUUCUUUGUGCCAAGUCACCCAGGAGUCCCUGAUCCUGGUGGCCCCUCCUCCACCCCGACUGUGUCUACCCAGGACCACUUCUGGGAGGCUGCCAGCCUGCGGACUGCCUCCGUGGAGCUCUGGGGACAGCCUCUGAGAGACUGACGUGGGGCUGAUGGGAAGAGAGCAGAGAGGACGAGGGGCCUCCUUGGAGGUGAUGGGCAGAUGUGCCCCU
Messenger RNA from Hippopotamus amphibius kiboko, 1233 nucleotides. RefSeq names its product small integral membrane protein 10 like 2A (gene SMIM10L2A). The transcript is spliced from 2 exons. The record is from RefSeq and is a predicted model, not a curated record. Lineage: Eukaryota; Metazoa; Chordata; Mammalia; Artiodactyla; Hippopotamidae. Bases 13 to 249 code for a protein of 78 amino acids.